Olea europaea var. sylvestris is the source of this 601-nucleotide messenger RNA. RefSeq lists its product as uncharacterized. Lineage: Eukaryota; Viridiplantae; Streptophyta; Magnoliopsida; Lamiales; Oleaceae. The record is from RefSeq and is a predicted model, not a curated record. Bases 152 to 520 code for a protein of 122 amino acids. The transcript has 2 exons.
AAAGAAGCCGUGUUCCAAUCGUCAGGCUCCCUUGGCCUAGUCCGUCAACCCCUUCUGCCCAUUAUCCAUAGAUUCGAGCCAUUCGACAAGCGUGCUAUUGCAAGCUCAAAUCAGCACAUUUUUCUCACAUAACCACAGACCGUCAACAGAAAUGGAGAGCACAGGUGCUCUGAUCAACAAUCUACACCUGAAAAAUAACCCCUUUUGCUUCAAAUGCUUACAUUCGUCCCCAGUCCCUAAAACAUCUUCGCAAAUCAACACUAGAAAACCCAAACCAGCGAGCUUCUCGAAUAAAACGAAUUCUAAGCAAUUUGCAAGGAUUGUUUGCUCAGCGGUUGAAGAUGCCACCGAGAAGCAGCAAGAAUUGAGUAGAGGCAGUCUGAAUGGAGCUGACUUAGCAGUUGAAGAUAGAAAGGUUUUGGAGUGGAAUUGUUGUAAAGGCUACGGCUUCAUGUCUUUUUGCUUGUGGCGCAUUAUUUCUUCAUCAUGGUGUCUCGAGGUAGUUUUUUUAACAGUUUAGUUAUAUAUAAGUUGGUUUGUGACUUUUGUGAAUAACUAGCGCCAUAGGUGCGAAUUUCAUAAUUGGAUAGGCUAUAUUGCA